Brassica napus (rape) is the source of this 1742-nucleotide messenger RNA. RefSeq names its product choline/ethanolaminephosphotransferase 1. The record is from RefSeq and is a predicted model, not a curated record. NCBI's taxonomy places the organism in Eukaryota, Viridiplantae, Streptophyta, Magnoliopsida, Brassicales, Brassicaceae. Gene Ontology annotation, cellular component: membrane. Gene Ontology annotation, biological process: phospholipid biosynthetic process. Gene Ontology annotation, molecular function: phosphotransferase activity, for other substituted phosphate groups. Bases 212 to 1480 code for a protein of 422 amino acids. The transcript is spliced from 18 exons.
AGAAAUAUCGUAAGACGCGUGUGGGAAACGCGGAGGAAACGCAAAAGCCCUCUCUCCUUUUAGCUUCGCCGCUCUUUAUAGGGCCAAAAUUUGCGGGAGUCAGACAUCUCACCGCUCUCUCUUUUUUUUCCGGACACCGAGACUUGAAAAGGCUCGUCUUUUACUUUGUUUGCUGUCACUAACCACCGGAACCGUUUAGAGUUGGAGAAGAAUGGGUUACAUAGGAGCGCAUGGUGUGGCAGCUCUUCAUAGGUACAAAUACAGUGGAGUGGAUCACUCUUAUCUUGCCAAAUACGUCCUUCAACCUUUUUGGACUCGUUUUGUCAAAGUCUUCCCUCUUUGGAUGCCACCAAACAUGAUAACGCUUAUGGGGUUCAUGUUUCUAGUCACAUCGUCCCUGCUAGGCUACAUAUAUUCACCACAGUUGGAUUCUCCUCCUCCACGAUGGGUUCACUUCGCACACGGUUUACUUCUAUUCUUGUAUCAGACAUUUGAUGCGGUUGAUGGGAAGCAAGCAAGAAGGACAAAUUCCUCUAGCCCCUUAGGAGAGCUCUUCGAUCAUGGUUGUGAUGCACUUGCUUGUGCGUUUGAAGCCAUGGCAUUUGGAAGCACUGCGAUGUGUGGAAGAGACACUUUCUGGUUCUGGGUUAUUUCAGCUAUUCCCUUCUAUGGAGCUACAUGGGAGCACUAUUUCACCAACACACUUAUUCUUCCGGUCAUCAAUGGACCAACAGAGGGUCUUGCACUUAUAUUCGUCAGCCACUUCUUCACUGCCAUUGUCGGUGCUGAAUGGUGGGCUCAGCAAUUGGGGCAGUCCAUACCAUUGUUUAGUUGGGUGCCAUUUGUUAAUGCGAUCAAAACUUCCAGAGCAGUCCUAUACAUGAUGAUCGCUUUCGCCGUUAUACCAACCGUAGCAUUCAAUGUGUCAAAUGUCUACAAAGUUGUUCAAUUAAGAAAAGGGAGCAUGCUGUUAGCAUUAGCUAUGCUGUAUCCUUUCGUGGUUCUUCUUGGAGGUGUUUUGAUAUGGGACUACUUGUCUCCAAUAAAUCUCAUAGAAACAUACCCUCACUUGGUUGUACUUGGAACUGGGCUUGCAUUUGGAUUUCUGGUGGGAAGAAUGAUUCUUGCUCACUUGUGUGAUGAGCCGAAAGGACUGAAAACAAACAUGUGCUUGGUAAAUCUGAUAACUUAUUUCUCGCCACCUUCUCCAACCUUACUGGUUAGGGAAAAUGUAACCUUAUGUUAUGUUUUUUUUUUAAAUCUAAAAAUGCAGUCUCUAGUCUAUCUUCCCUUUGCACUUGCAAACGCUUUAACCGCAAGAUUGAAUGAUGGGGUUCCUCUAGUUGAUGAGUUAUGGGUUCUUCUUGGCUACUGUAUAUUCACAGUGUCAUUAUACUUGCACUUCGCCACAUCUGUCAUCCAUGAGAUCACUACUGCUCUUGGAAUCUACUGUUUCAGGAUCACGCGUAAAGAAGCUUGAAGAAGAAACCUCAAGGGUGCUGUUUUUUCUGUGUGGACCGUUGGAUCAAUACGGCGAAUGAUCAAUAUGGUUUAGAUCAGUAUUUUGUUUAUGCAUAUUGACAAAAAAAAAAAUGAAAAUUAUUUAUAAAUGCUGUCUAUGCCUCAAUGAUGUGAGCUUCCACAGGUCAGUGUAAUUUGUUUACAGUUAAAUUUGUUAUUAGUUCUUACACUUCACCUCUUCAGGUGAAUAAAUAAUCAAAUAUUAUGUCUUCGUAGAGAAA